AUGUUUAGAAAAACAUGGUGGACUCUGACUGGGCACUAUGGCAAUAUUUACCCCAUUGACUGGACCAAAUCAGGAAUGGUGGGGGGUGGUGGGGACACGAAAUUGUUCGGUGGGGGAAUCGGAGAGGGCGAAUCUUAUUCCCAAGCUUGUAUUGACUCGGGCGUUGUGGACGACCAUCGUAGCGACGACAACAACACUGCAGAUGGAUGGAAGGUGCAGGAUGAUGACGUGGACGAUGACGCGGAAGAUGACGACGCCAUGCUGUUGGACGACCACGUGAUCAGCGCCGAUGACGUCAUCAAUGAGUUGGAUGAGCUAUUAGAUGACGCAAACAAUAGCAACACUCAGCGUUCUUUGAGGAGUUUACACGGAAAGUUACACAAUCGUAAAAACUUUGUGUCAAGAAUUCUGGCUACUGACCACCUGAGGUUGACCAAAAAGUUUCCCAACAAUAGUGUCAAGGAUAGGGAGGCUAAUAUCGCCGAUAAUCCAGAGCUCUUGAAAUUGCCCCUGGAAACCUUGCUACGUAUGCGCGACGAGAUGAACCGAAGCAUUCUCGACCAUUCGGAGGUCCUGAUUCGCGAGCUGGACAUCAGGGACGAGCUGGAGUACGAGAAGGAGUUGAAGAACCAGUUCAUCUGGCUGUUGAUCACCGUGCAGAAGAGGCGUAAGGAGCUGAUGUCGUCGCUACAGCUGCAGCAGCAGCAACAACAACAGCUACAGCCACAACAACAACAACUAUCGCAUAAUAACAACACCAAUAAUAAUAACAAUAAUAAUAAUUGCAUCGUCGUUGAUAAUAAUAGCACUACUAAUUUUAACGUUAAUUACAAUAAUAACAACAAUAAUAAUAAUAGCCAUCAACUGAUUGAUGACAAUAACAAUAACAAGAGUAACGUUAAUAACAUCAACAACAACAACAACACUGUUACUUCUACACCAGCCAACAACAACAACAGCAACAAUAACAAUACCACUAAACUCAUAAACACUUCCAACACCACCACCACUACUACUACUACUGGUGUCAAGCAACCAGCUUAUCUGACCACCGUCAUUCCGUAUAAGAAGCAGCAGGCCCCUCUCUCUAUCGAUAUUCUGCUUGUUUUUAUCAGAAUAUUGUCGGCUAUCAACGACAACAGUCCCACAACGCCAUCACUACUCACUGAUUACAUACUCAAAAUUCUUUGUCCUGCAGCCUAAUGAUUGAUUGCUUGAGCCAGACAACAACAACAACAGCAUGAAUAUCAUCAACAACAUUAGCAACAAUAACAUCAACAACAACAACUACUACAACAUCAGUAGCAAUAACAACAACAUCAUCAGCAACAACAUCAACAAUAAUAUCAACAACAACAAUAACAUCAACAACUAUAACAUCAACUACUAUAACAUCAACAACAAUGAUAUUGACAUGAAAAAAAUAGCCAAAGAAACACCAA
Molecule: messenger RNA, 1442 nt
Organism: Helobdella robusta
Lineage: Eukaryota; Metazoa; Annelida; Clitellata; Rhynchobdellida; Glossiphoniidae
Exons: 8
Coding region: 1-1203 (400 amino acids)
Cellular component (GO): axon; cytoplasm
Source: RefSeq, a predicted model, not a curated record